AUGAGGCAGAACUACAACACGACUGUGGACGGCGAGAGGGUCAAAUUGGUGCCCUACCGGCCAGAGCACGUUGACGUCUAUCACAGGUGGAUGGCUGACCCCUGGCUGCAGCAGGCCACUGCCUCCGAGCCCUUGAGCCUGGAGGAGGAGAGGAGGAUGCAGGAGUCGUGGGCCGAGGACCCCAAGAAGUGCACCUUCAUACUGCUGGACAAGACGCGUGGGGGGGCGAUGGCAGGGGACGUUAAUCUGUUCUGGAACGACGAAGACCCGAGUUGCGCGGAGAUAGAGGUGAUGGUGGCUGAGGAAGGGAGCAGGAGGAGGGGCCUCGCUUGUGAGGCGUUGCAGCUAUUCAUGGCAUACGCCACAAGAGUUUUGGGUGUGCAGAGGUUUGUGGCAAAGAUUGGGGAGGACAACGUUGCUUCUAUUGCACUGUUCAUCAAAUUGGGUUUUUCUCAAAAUGGCAGGAGUCCAAUUUUCAAGGAAGUGCACAUGGAGCUUGCCAUUGCUGGCUCUGUGGAAGCACAAAUGAAGGAAGUGGGACAACGGCUAGUAUUGGGGACGUAUGAGGGUGGCCCACAAGAGCAUGAACUCACUUCCUGA
Ostreobium quekettii is the source of this 600-nucleotide messenger RNA. Lineage: Eukaryota; Viridiplantae; Chlorophyta; Ulvophyceae; Bryopsidales; Ostreobiaceae. The record is from the annotation of a GenBank genome assembly.